AUGCAGUCGAGUCCGCCAACACGCGCGUGGGCGCAACCAGCAUCGCCAACGCAAUCGCAAUACUCCAUCGACCUGGCAGCGCUCGAUCUCGACUCGCGCAGUGGAGCAUCAUCGCCUGAGUUACCAGCUCCGCCGAUCGAUCGCGUACUCUCUGAAGACAUCGACGGACCCAGCGACUUCACACAAAACCUUGAGAAAUGGAUGAGGGGAGGAGGCACGAUGAACAGCAGGAUGGGCACGGUCAAACGCGGACUGAACAGUGUUAGAGAGCAGGAAGAGCAGAACCAAGGAGCGCGUAGAGCGCUUGCUCCGGCAUGGCAGCCUGCUAGGGAGGAAGACGAUCGCACGGAGAGCCACCAUACCCCGACCGACACCCCUCCCAAGGAAUCUGUAUUCGCGAGCAGCAGACAGACGGGAGGAAACAACGACGAGACUUCCGACUGGGAUCCCUACGCGGGAGCCGCGACACCACAACCGCCGCCGCAUAAGCAGGUACUGCUGCAACCGACCGUAGAGGACUACUACAGCGAGUUCACGCCUGCCCGUCCUACAUCGACAAACAACAUAUCUCAACAUCAGCAGAACCACGAGUACCGAUCACCGCAUAUCGAACAGGACAAUAUACAUGACAAGAGUCAAUUCUCGACGCCCGGUCGACCAUCCAGCGAGACCAUUUCGCCUGUGCGAUCACCAACCCGUUCUCCGGUCCGAUCACAAGUCCGCUCACCACCUCGAUCAUCUGUUCGUUCACCUGACCAUCAGUUUUCCGCGCUCCAGGACCAACUCCGAAAGCACAACGAGGAGCUCACGCGGCUAAAACAAGCUCACGCGGACAAGAUGGGACGCAUGAAGCAAGAGCUCGAGCGCCUCAAGGUCAGCCAUGCCCAUGAGCUGCAGUCUCUGGAGCAAGAUCUGGAGCUUGUGAGACGCAGCCGCGAUGAUGCUGAGGAGGAGGCGCGCAUUGCUCAAAUUGGUCUAGAGCGGGCGCGGCGUGACGUCCAGAAGAACGAGGGUUUGCACAGACAGCUCGCCGACCUUGGAGAACAGCUACGAGAGGCUUCCAGACACAACGAGGAGCUGAGCCUGGCGAAGAAGGACGCGGAGGACGCGGCGCACGUUACUGCUAACAACCUUCGUUCUGAGCUCUCACUGCUUCGCCAGACGCAGCACGAGCAGAACACACGUUUGACUGGAGAUCACAGACGCGCUGUCAGCAUGGCGGAAGAGCUACAGAAGCAACUAAAGGAGGCGCGAGAGCACUUUCGGGCUCAGCAGACGUCUCAUGAAAGCGAGUUGGAGCGAAUGCGAACAACUGGAUCCGUACCAGCGCCCGUAGAUGAUGCAGAGCUUCGUCGUCUGCGCAACGAGCUCGAGACGACGCGAGAGCAGCUUCACACGGCUAAGGCUAGCUAUCAAGAAGUCGACCAGGAAGAGAUCGACCGCCUUCGCAGCGAGCUUGACACGCGGCAAGAACAGCUCAACACGGCCAAGCUCGACCGCGACUCGCAUCAAGACGACAUGGUCGCCUUGCAGACUGCCUUGAACACCACCAUCCUGGAGCGCGACUCAUACAAGGAGCAUUCGAAGAAGUUACGAGAUGAGCUGGAGACCGCCAAACUCGACCUGCAAGACAAAGAUUCUGUCAACCAGGCGAUCGACAAGAAGAUCUCGGCCGCGCUGCACCAGCGAGAAGCUCAUUGGCGCGAGAAGCAGGAGGCUUGGGAGAAGGAGCGGAAGGUGAUGGGAAAGGCGUUGAUGCGGAUGUGGGGAAGGGAAGAGUGUGGAAUUGCGGAUGAGACUAAGGGGGAGAAGCAGAUGUAUCGGUAUAAGUUUGGGGUUGUGAAGUCGGCGAAGGCUGAUGGGGUGUUGAAGGAUGGUGGAGAUGCGACGAUUGACGAGACGACGCAAGAAGACGAGCUGCGCAAAGCGGUGGAAGCGGCCAGUGUCACAGGAGGCACGAGAGCUGGCGGCAUCGUAAAGGCGAACGGAGCCGCGAAGGCUGGAGCUCGGGCAGGGGGGAAAUAG
Messenger RNA from Saxophila tyrrhenica, 2025 nucleotides. RefSeq lists its product as uncharacterized. The record is from RefSeq and is a predicted model, not a curated record. NCBI's taxonomy places the organism in Eukaryota, Fungi, Ascomycota, Dothideomycetes, Mycosphaerellales, Extremaceae. The transcript has a single exon. Bases 1 to 2025 code for a protein of 674 amino acids.